CUAUCCUUACGAGUCUUACAGCUAACCUUUAACAGGCAUUAGCUAUAAAACUGAAUUGAAACGUAGAUAUCCCAGUAGUGGGCUGUUAGCCACGCCCCCCCGUGAAUGUUACGUAAGCCGCACGCAUGCAGAUAUAUUCAGACGGAAACUUCACGGUGGUCGGUGUUUUCCAGGGUUGUAUCUGUGAACUUUGGUUGCUUCGUCAAGGUCUGUCAGGAUGGUUGUGCUUUCCAAAGACUAUGGAUAUGUGGUGCUGACUGGCAUGGCCAGUAUGGUCAUGGUUACACAUCUGGCCAUUAAAGUUGGCAAAGCCAGGAAGAAGUACAAUGUGCACUAUCCUCAGAUGUACAGCAACGACCCAGAAACUGGGAACAUUUUCAACUGCAUCCAGCGGGCACACCAAAACACCCUGGAAUCCUACCCUGCCUUCCUCUUCUGCCUGGCUGUUGGCGGUUUUCAUUCACCUCGUCUGGUCAGUGGACUUGGAGUCGUGUGGAUUAUCAGCAGAGAGGUUUAUGCACACGGCUACUCUACAGGAGAUCCUAAAAAAAGAAUGAGGGGAGCUUUUGGAAAUCUGGCUUUACUUGGGAUGAUGCUGGCCACACUGAACUUCGGAGGCUCUCUGCUGGGCUGGAGGGGGAGCUCACGUAUGAGCCGUUUUGGUGUUUGAUCCAAUAUGUAAUGAAAAUUUACGCCUGGGCCAAUUCAGUCAUCAUCGCUAUGGUGUAACUCAUACACUUGCACUGUGCUCAUCUUUAAGUGGUUAAGUCAGGUGUGUUAGCUGAUCUGACUAGUUCUUCAAGAACUGUAUGGCCUGAUUUAGAAUAAUGCAGACUAGCACUCUACAGUCGUGCAUUUAUUAAUGAAUAAAAAGAAGUAAUGAUGAAGAAAUUCCUUGUUUAUUGUGCUGCAAAGGAACUUUACUAAAGAUGGUUAUUCAACUGUCCUGCAUUUGUAAUUAAAAUCCUCCAUAACUUCUAUUUUCCUGUUUGUCAUAAAACUGACACCUUCUCAUA
Molecule: messenger RNA, 1016 nt
Organism: Haplochromis burtoni (Burton's mouthbrooder)
Lineage: Eukaryota; Metazoa; Chordata; Actinopteri; Cichliformes; Cichlidae
Gene: mgst3a
Product: microsomal glutathione S-transferase 3a
Exons: 6
Coding region: 218-670 (150 amino acids)
Cellular component (GO): membrane; nuclear envelope; endoplasmic reticulum
Molecular function (GO): glutathione peroxidase activity; glutathione transferase activity
Source: RefSeq, a predicted model, not a curated record